This is a messenger RNA of Sorex fumeus (smoky shrew), 1908 nucleotides long. RefSeq names its product MPL proto-oncogene, thrombopoietin receptor (gene MPL). Gene Ontology annotation, biological process: cytokine-mediated signaling pathway. The record is from RefSeq and is a predicted model, not a curated record. The transcript has 12 exons. Bases 1 to 1908 code for a protein of 635 amino acids. Gene Ontology annotation, cellular component: external side of plasma membrane; membrane. NCBI's taxonomy places the organism in Eukaryota, Metazoa, Chordata, Mammalia, Eulipotyphla, Soricidae. Gene Ontology annotation, molecular function: cytokine receptor activity; protein binding.
AUGCCCUCCUGGGCCCUCUUGGGGGUCACCUCCUGCCUCCUCCUGGCCCCCCAACACCUGGCACAAGUCACCAGCCAAGACUCAGAGCCCCUGAGCUGUUUCUCCCGAACGUUUGAGGACCUCACUUGCUUCUGGGAUGAGGAAGAGGCAGCGCCCAACGGGACGUACCAGCUGCUGUAUGCCUACCCCGGGGAACAGCCCCGAGCUUGCCCCCUGAGGUCCCAGCACGCGUUCCCCUCCGGAACCCGAUACAUCUGCCGGUUCCCCGCCCAGGAUGAAGUACGUCUCUUCUUCCCGCUGCACCUCUGGGUGAAGAACGUGGUCCUCAACAGGACGCAGGCCAAGCGGGUGCUCUUUGUGGACCAUGUGGGACAGCCAGCUCCCCCCAGUACCAUCAAGACCCAGAGUGGAAGCCAGCCAGGGGAACUCCAGAUCAGCUGGGAGGCCCCGGCUCCCGAAAUCAGUGAUUUCCUGAGGCAUGAGCUCCGCUACGGCCCUAAGGAGGCUGGGAACAGCACAGGCUCCACAGUCCUGCAGCUGCUGUCCACAGAGACCUGCUGCCCAGCCCUGCCGAGGCCACACCCAGCCUUGGGCCCACCUCCCUGCGCUCAGGCUGAGGAGCUCCAGCACGGAGGACCAGAGUGGACCUCCCCAACAAGAGAAGUUCUGUCUCUGGCAGUCAAAGGUGGAAGGUGCCUCAUCUCCGGGCUCCAGCCUGGUAACUCCUACUGGCUCCAGCUGCGCAGCCAACCAGAUGGGGUCUCCCUCCAUGGCUCCUGGGGGUCCUGGUCCCUCCCCGUGACUGUAGACCUGCCCGGGGAUGCAGUGGAAAUCGGACUGCAGUGCUUCACUCUGGACCUGAAGAACGUCACCUGUCAAUGGCGGCAACGGGACCACGCUAGCUCCCAGGGUUUCUUCUACCACAGCAGAGCGUGGUGCUGCCCGAGAAACAGGGACCCCAUUUGGGAGAAGUGUGAAGAGGAAGAGGAAACAAAUCCUGGAUCACAACCCUCUCCACUCUCUCGCUGCCACUUCAAGUCACAAAACGACAGUAUUAUACACGUCCUUGUGGAGGUGACCACACUGCAGGGUGCUGUACAUAGCUACUUGGGCUCCCCUUUUUGGAUCCACCAAGCUGUGCUCAUCCCCACUCCCAGUUUGCACUGGAGGGAGGUAUCCAGCGGGCGGCUGAAGUUGGAGUGGCAGCACCCCACCUCCUGGGCAGCCCAAGAGACGUGCUAUCAGCUUCGAUACACAGGAGAAGGCCACCAGGACUGGAAGGUGCUGGAGCCGCCUCUCGGGGCCCUGGGCGAGACCCUGGAGCUGCGUCCCCGCUCGCGCUACCGGCUACAGCUGCGCGCCAGACUGCAAGGCUCCACCUACCGAGGCCCCUGGAGCUCCUGGUCCGACCCAGUGCGGGUGGAGACGGCCUCCGAGACGGCCUGGAUUUCUUUGGUGACGGCUCUGCUCCUGGUGCUGGGCCUCAGCGCCUUCCUGGGCCUGCUGCUCCUGAGGUGGCAGUUUCCUGCGCACUACAGGAGCCUGAGGCAUGCCCUGUGGCCCUCACUUCCAGAUCUGCACCGGGUCCUGGGCCAGUACCUUAGGGAUACUGCAGCCCUGAGCGUGCCCAAGGCUACCGUCUCAGAUGCCUAUGAGGAAGUGGAACCCAGCCUCCUUGAAAUUCUACCUAAGUCGUCAGAGAAGACCCCCUUGCCUCUGUGUUCUUCUUCUCAGGCCCAGAUGGAUUACCGAGGAUUGCAGCCUUCUUGCCUGGGGCCCAUGCCCCUGACUGUGUGCUCACUCACGACCGAGUCAGGGUCUUACUGCACCACGCACAUCGCCAACCACUCCUACUUACCACUCAGCUGCUGGCAGGUCCCCCAUUCCCCAUACCCUGGACAGAUCUAA